Messenger RNA from Cylindrotheca closterium, 1503 nucleotides. Lineage: Eukaryota; Bacillariophyta; Bacillariophyceae; Bacillariales; Bacillariaceae. The record is from the annotation of a GenBank genome assembly.
AUGUCCAACUCGGAAUCAACGUCAUCCUCGGCUUCCAUUAACAUUAGAAUGGUAACCGAGCCGCUAAAAGUCUAUCCAAUGGAAGGAGAAGCAACGGAUGAUACUGGCAGCUCAACAGUAACUUGCGAUCAAUCCUAUGAAUGUGAAUUUGAAUGUGAAUCUUCUAUCGAAUGCAGUCCACCCGAGGCAUCACUCACGGAAACAACAUCACCAUUCCUUGCUGAUUGCGCUCCAUCCGACUCAGACAAUGCUCUCAAUCAUGCUCCCCUCGCAGCAGAUAUUGUGCGAACCAUGUGCUGCCAAGAAGCCAAGGUCUAUCACCACCCAACAUCCUAUUAUGUGGAGCUUGAACAAGCGAAAGCUACGGCGAAACAAGAUUCUGAUGGGAAUGACAAACCCAUCAGGAAAAGUCGCCGCAAACACUUGGAAAAAAUGGAUUCUUGGCGCUCCUCGCUGAUCCAGUGGAUGUACCAAGUGGUCGACUUUUCACAUGUCAAUCGGCAGACAGUGGGAGUCGCCAUCUACUUUUUAGAUGUGGCCAUCAGUGAGAUCAUUGUCCGAGCCAUGAACCGGAACCAAAAGGCGAACCCUCGAUCCAACUGUCUCGACGACUACAAGGUGUCCUUUCAGUUGGCGGCUGCCACGGCCUUGCAAUUGGCCAUCAAGACCCAUGAUUGCAAACUCAUCAAGCUGAGUGAUUUGAUCAAACUCGGACGCAAUGUCUUUACCGAGAGAGAUAUCAUUGCCAUGGAAGUCCAAAUCAUUCAAGCCUGUUCUUGGUACUUGCAUCCUCCUUCUGUCGAUUGUUAUCUUUAUCAGUACCAAUCGCUUUUGCUUGAGAUUCUACAACAAGACAAUGCCAAUGAAGAAGACGAGGCUCAACUGGAAGACACCAAGACUAUGCUUUGCAAGUUGAUCCAAAUCAUUACCGAAAUUGUCUCUCCACAACCACAAUACAAGAACUAUCCACCAUCGAUUGUUUCCUAUGCCAUUAUUCUUGUGGCCAUGGCCUUUUGCGAUCCGAAUGCCAUUUCACCCUCUCAACGACAGCGCCUUUCGCGACAGCUGUCUUUAGCAUUGUGCUUGGAAACACAACAUGAUGAUGAUGAUAAUCUGCACGCCCACCAACAGCAGCAACAACAACAGCAAGACUUGUUGCUUCAAGUGAUCAGACAAGUCCAUGCUUCUUGUCUGCAAGCUCCUCAGCUCGAUUGUGUUGCACUGUUGCAAGACAUGGCAAUAGUCGGAAGUAGCAGUAGUGACGACGACGAUGAUGACAACCAAACUGUCUUGUCCUGCGUCGCAAUGGACAAUGAGCAGGAUCAUGAACACCAUUCCGGCGCCCACACCACCACCACCACCACUGCUGGGCCAACGACGCCUCCCACUUCAAAAGGAAAUCCCUAUUCCUCCAUUCUGAAAAAGAAUGGUUUCAAAUCACCCACUUCGGUAGUGGAUGGUUCUUCCUCCCAACAAUUAGUCCAAGAGGAGCAGCACUCUUGA